GAAGACUAGGUAUCCCAUGUUUUAGAACGACAGCGAAAUAGGAUACCUGGAUGUCUGCUUACGUAAGUAAUUGCUGCAAGUUUGAGUCGGCGUCACACAAAGACAUUGAUGCAUAUUGCUGGAGAGCGGAUAACCGAGAGGGGUGACGAGGUGGACACUAGAUGAGACUCUGAUGUUCGUAUGUGCAAUCAAUUCGAAUAUUCGGACGAGAUUGCGUUUGGUGGUCCGAACCUCAACGAUGAACACCAUCGCUUGAAGGGAGCGUAGUAAACACAAAAGGUGCUUCAAUACGUAUUGUCCUGUUUUGGCAGUGGUCACUGCUGCCUUAUUUGUCGUGCAGCUCAACUUUCUUCUUUGCUCACAACACUCUCUACGAUUGCUGAUAUACGAUGCCUAAUCGAUUGAAGUUUUUUAAAAGGGGGCACUCUCCUGUGCCUCCCGGCGGCCCAUCGCCACCCUCGACUUCCGUUCCCAACCUCCAGAUCACUUCUUCUCCAAUUGAAAGCGAUGCAACAACUAGCACAGACCACGGUGGAUCUGAUAGAUCUCAUCUUAAGCCUUUUACUGCUACUGGUGGUAGUUCUCGAAGCCGGAAGCAGCGGAGGUCUGUUCGGCACGCUAUAGAUCAGCUGUUCAGCAGAAGUCCCAGCCCCGAUCCCACUCAUAUCGACCAAUCGAACUCCUCCGAUCCCAGACAAUUUGACUCCUCUGCGCCCGAUCUGCCAUCCCCAACCGUCCCUGCUGGUGACGGAAAGAAAACAAUCAUUGCCGCCACAAGGCUCGUCCUCCAAACUGCCGCCUCUGCUCUUAAGUUCGUCCCUAUUCCAAACCUCGAUCAGAUACCAAGUAUACUCCUGACAUGGCUCCAAGUUUACGAGACGAUUGACAACAAUGACGAAAACCUCAAGGGAUUAGACGAUGAAGUUAGAAAGGCUCACGAAACGAUCUUUAGACCUCUCCAGUUGUGGACUGGCCAAGUUCCUCCCGAAAUAAGUGAUCUGAUUCAACGAUUUAAUUUAGCUCUAAAACAACAAGUAAAGCAAAUAGAGGCACUCAAACGUCAAAAGCUUGCCAAGAGGGUAAUUUUAGCGACUGAAAUAACCCAGGAAAUAAGCGCCGUACAGUCGUGCAUCCGUGAUGCCAUCUCCCGCUUUUCGACUGCUGCGACAACUCUAAAUCUCCUUCACACAAUUCGGUUAUCGGUGGACUGUUUGUUGUUCUCCAUUGAUUUCACCGUUUGGAAUUUAAUGAACAUUUCAGAUGAACUCUCAAAACUCCACAAAGCAAAUGCGGGAUAUUCUGCCGUGAAAAGCAAGUCGGAGUGCCUGGAAAGUACGCGUGUCCAGAUCCAGGAAUCGAUACUCGAUCAUUUAGAGAACCGGAAGCACCGAUUUGUCUGGCUUCGUGGCUCUCCGGGUACGGGGAAGACUGCUAUAUCAAUGAGUGUUGCCUCGGCUCUUAACAAGCAGGGACGCCUGGCAGCAUCUUUCUUCUGGGACAAAAAUCGUCAGGGAGAAGGACUUGCUUCGAUUGAACACUUUCCCUCUACUCUUGCACGUCAGCUUGCCUUGUUUAACGCCGAGUAUGAAGGUCUUCUUGUCAGCCAACUCCGACAGUCCCUGGCACUGAAGGACCUCCGACUGGAGGAGCAGAUGGGAUCUUUGAUUGUCGAUCUCAUACACAAACUCUUAUCUUUGCGCAGGGAGCGCCCCGUCAUUAUCUUGGAUGGACUGGACGAGUGUGGGGCUCAGGAAGAACUUAAGUCCUUAAUGAAGCUAGUACUUAUCCUUGAUGAGCUGCCUCCCGCAUUUGCCGUGUUGGUCAGCUGUCGGCCAGAGUCAUCCGUUGUGUCGGCUUGGGUUAGAGCUCGAGCUCAGGGUCUUGUCAUACCUUGUGAAGACAUGGACAUUGUCGCCGAGGAAGAGAAGUUUCACACUAUCCACCGCAUGGUGGAGGAAGGCCUUCGGGAUUGCCAAUUAUUGCCUCAAUCCGAGUCCGGGAUGUCUCCUUUCAAACCUGUCGUGGUGCAACCCUUCGAUCCGAGUUCGAAUACUUUCGUGAUUUGAUCGAUGCCCCUGAAGACAUCAAUAAGGAGUACCUGCGUGUACUUCGCCGUGCCUAUAUAGUCGGUUCAUCUAGAGUCCGUACACAUACAGCCCAGAACUGUCAGGAAUUGCCGAGGAAGAGGUCCUAGCCAUAUUGGAUCCAAUUCGCUCAAUUGUUGAUCUUUCUUCAAAGAGUGGCUUGGAACGUUCUUCGGAAAGUC
Messenger RNA from Cantharellus anzutake, 2266 nucleotides. RefSeq lists its product as uncharacterized. NCBI's taxonomy places the organism in Eukaryota, Fungi, Basidiomycota, Agaricomycetes, Cantharellales, Hydnaceae. The transcript has 7 exons. Gene Ontology annotation, biological process: cell surface receptor signaling pathway. The record is from RefSeq and is a predicted model, not a curated record. Bases 390 to 2066 code for a protein of 558 amino acids.